AUGACUGCACGGUCGGCGCUGGACGAGGUCACCGACACGGGCGCCUUCGGCCGGUCGCCAUCCACCUUCCGGAGCUUCGUUUCCAGGGACAGGCGGUUCCCUGCCGUGGCGGGGCGGUACCACCUCUACGUCUCGUACGCGUGCCCCUGGGCGUCCCGGUGCCUCGCCUUCCUCAAGCUCAAGGGCCUCGACCACGCCAUCGGCGUCACGGUCGUGAAGCCCAUCUUCGAGCGGACCAAGAAGAGCGACGAGCAUCUGGGUUGGGUGUUCCCCGCCGCCGCCGACGAGGAGCCCGGCGCCGAGCCCGACCUUCUCAACGGCGCCCGGAGCGUGAGGGAGCUCUACGAGAUCGCCCGCUCCAACUACGCCGGGAAGCCAACCGUCCCCGUGCUGUGGGACAAGCAGCUGAAGACGGUGGUGAACAACGAGAGCUCCGAGAUCAUCCGGAUGCUCAACGACGAGUUCAACGGCAUCACCAGGAACCCCGGGCUGGACCUCUACCCGGCCCACCUCCAGGCCUCCAUCGACGAGGCCAACGAGCUGGUCUACGACGCCAUCAACAACAGCGUCUACAAGUGUGGCUUCGCCAAGAAGAAGGACGACCGCGUGCUUGUGCCGGAUUUGGGGUCGCUCAACAGCAUCCAUGACAGGGCGCGUGAACUCUUCUACUACCUCAAGGGUGGGCAGGUGGACUAUGGCGAGGAGCACAGCAAGGCUUGCAGCCACAACAGGUUUGGGAGAAUAUAUCACACAGGGCACUAUCCUGUUUGUUACGAGCACAACCCAGUGCAUUUUGUGGGGCACUCUGCUGGCGCGCAGGUUGUGAGGGUGCUGCAACAGAUGCUUGCCGACAAGAGGGAUGGUUCAUGGGGCAGUGUAGACUGCCCCGCCUACGAAUCCCACCCGCCGCCCUGCCUCACCCGCCGCGAAACCAGCCACAACAGCCACCUCCCCUGCGACGAAUCCCGCCCGCGCCUCCCCCGCCGCCAUCCCCGUCGCGACAACCACCCGCGAAUCACCCGCCGCAGCUCCAUCUCCGCGAACCGCCCGCCCGCCUCCCCCGCCGCCAUCCCCGCCGCGACAGCCACGACCCAGCGUACCCCCUCGUCGUGCACAUGGGCGACACCGUGCUACUUCCCGCGCCCCCCGUCAUCCCCUUCUUCCCCCGCAUAG
Zea mays is the source of this 1173-nucleotide messenger RNA. RefSeq names its product glutathionyl-hydroquinone reductase PcpF. Gene Ontology annotation, molecular function: glutathione transferase activity. The record is from RefSeq and is a predicted model, not a curated record. The transcript has 7 exons. The coding region runs from base 1 to 1173 and encodes 390 amino acids. NCBI's taxonomy places the organism in Eukaryota, Viridiplantae, Streptophyta, Magnoliopsida, Poales, Poaceae. Gene Ontology annotation, cellular component: cytoplasm.